Messenger RNA from Knipowitschia caucasica, 702 nucleotides. The record is from the annotation of a GenBank genome assembly. Lineage: Eukaryota; Metazoa; Chordata; Actinopteri; Gobiiformes; Gobiidae.
AUGUAUCCCAGUAGCUCUCUUCUGCUGUAUCCCAGUAGCUCUCUUCUGCUGUAUCCCAGUAGCUCUCGUUUGCUGUAUCCCAGUAGCUCUCUUCUGCUGUAUCCCAGUAGCUCUCUUCUGCUGUAUCCCAGCAGCUCUCUUCUGCUGUAUCCCAGUAGCUCUCUUCUGCUUGCCAUUGAGGACACAGCGCCCUCUUGUGGCGGCCGCUGCACCUGCACCUUUGCUUCGCGGGAAAGUCCCGAGUCCUUUCGCUGCUGGAGAACUCAGAGGAAACAUGUCCGUGAAUCUGUCAUUAAAAGCAUCUGUCUGAACAACCCCAACAGUCUCCAUGGGUCACUAAACAGAAGACUCUGCACUUCUGACCGUGGCACCAACAGCAGGAAACCUCUGUGUCCUUCACAUUUUUCACAUGUAGCUUACGACAGAGAGGCUCAAAGGGAGGGGCUGGUGACGUCACAUCUGAAAGUGAAAGUAUUUGGACAGAGACGUGUCUGCGACAGCCGAGUGAAUGUGACCAUGGCUUCAGAGAGAGAGCAGAUACCAGGAACCAUCAGCGAAGAAGCAGCAGGGGGCAGUACUGAGCCAGGUGUCUGCGUCAGAACAACAUCCUCAGUGUCCAGUGCUGUGUCCCUGAAGAGUGACUGGUCUAUGAGGAUUCCACCAAACUUCAGUCUUGAAGCUGCUUCUUCAAAACCACAGUGA